Penicillium macrosclerotiorum is the source of this 954-nucleotide messenger RNA. RefSeq lists its product as uncharacterized. The transcript has a single exon. Bases 1 to 954 code for a protein of 317 amino acids. NCBI's taxonomy places the organism in Eukaryota, Fungi, Ascomycota, Eurotiomycetes, Eurotiales, Aspergillaceae. The record is from RefSeq and is a predicted model, not a curated record.
AUGAUUACAGACAUAUUGAACCAGGGCUUCUCUGCGAUUCAGCCUCAUCAAUCUAGUUGGGACUCAAUAGUCACAGCCAGCCCUACGGGCUUGGAGAACAGUGGCUAUUCAUAUUAUACGCAAAAUCGACAUCAAGAUAUAAAACCCCUCGAGGAGAUUAAGUCUGCCAUACUUAAUCCCGAGGUGCUUGAACCAUCAUUGUCAUUAGAUCAAACGAGCCAGUGGAACAGCUGGAAUCAUUAUGUUUCAAUUUCGCAGCCUCAGAACCAUGAUUCUGUAGUCCAUUUGGACGAGGAAUCUCGCGAGUUUUUAGCCGCAUGGACAGUCAACUACAAAGAACACUUCCACGAUACGGAAAUCUUUCUGGAAGGGUGGCCUGGGCAGGCUUCCGACACAAUUUGCGGCUGGGGCUCUAGUGAGCAGCAUACUAGGCUAUUGCGGAAGAAACUUGUUGAAGUACUGAACAAAUUUAAUGUGCGAACGCUGAAUGAUGCUGGCUGCGGUGAUCUUGCAUGGAUGCGCAUGAUAGAUCUCGAUGGAAUCGACUAUUUUGGGUAUGAUGUACACGAGCGCGCAAAUUGGGCCGAGUUACGGCAGCGCGGUUUUCGACUGGACGUUCGUGAUAUCGCAACAACCGAAUUACGCCCAGCUGAUCUAACAAUUUGUCGUGAUGUAUUCAUCCAUUUACCAAACAAUAUGAUUCUCCCUGCGCUGGAGCGAUUCCGCCACUCAGCCCCGCUUCUUCUCACCUCAAGCUACACCAGUGACCCGAGUUUGAGCGGAGGAGAAUUCUCCAACUUCAAACGAAUGAAUGAGCCGAGUCGUCGGCAUAAUAAGCUUGACCUGACUUUACCCCCGUUUAGCCUUGGCAAGCCACUUCUUCAGAUCCCCGAGGACUCGCCCAACAAAUAUCUUGGGCUCUGGGAUCUGAGUCGUCCACCAAUUGGCCCGUGA